Messenger RNA from Cercopithifilaria johnstoni, 1296 nucleotides. The record is from the annotation of a GenBank genome assembly. NCBI's taxonomy places the organism in Eukaryota, Metazoa, Nematoda, Chromadorea, Rhabditida, Onchocercidae.
AUGUAUGUAAAACCAUCAAUUCUUGAUAAGUCGAAAAUUAGGCACUUCGAUUCAGAGUGCAUGACGCUAUUGGCAUUAUUGUGCACCUGUACAGUUAUCAGUGGUCAAUACAGUAAAUACGGAAUCCCGCUGAAUCAUACGUUCUUAUUGAAUAAUGAAUCGCCGCCGUUCGAAGAUAAUAAUGAAGUUAAGAGAGACCAAAUUGUGGAGAGAUGGCCAAUUAAGGAGGAUAGAAGAUGCGCCAAUGAUGCAUUAAUAAUUACCGAACUAUUACGCGAUUAUAAUAAACAUAAAAUACCUGGUGGCAAUAAUGUACAAGUUUCCGUCGAGAUUUGGGUUCAAGAGGUUUCAAAAAUAAUCGAAAUAACAAGUGAAUUUGAGCUAGAUAUUUAUGUAACAGAGAAAUGGAUUGAUCCAUCGCUAGCGUUUAAUCACAUGAAUCCUUGCAAAAAGAAUAUAUCGGUAGAUGGCGGUAAAAUAUUGCCUCAGAUAUGGAGUCCUCAUGCAUGUUUUGUUAAUAGUAAAGAUGCUUCAAUUCAUCGUAGUCCAUUCAGUAAUAUUUUCUUACAGAUUUAUAGCGAUGGUUAUGUGUGGCAUAAUUACAGGAUUAAAUUAACAGGUCCUUGUUUUAAUGCAUUAAGAACUUUUCCAGUUGAUAAACAACGUUGCAUGUUAUUUUACGAAUCAUUCAAUCAUAAUUAUGAUCAGGUAGCAAUGGAAUGGACAGAAACAGCUCCACCGAUAACAAUUCUGAAGAAAAAUAUAACACUACCUGAUUACGUACUCAUUGAAUAUACGGCAUCAAGUGUCAGACGACUAUAUCCACCAGGAAUGUGGAAUGAAUUAGUUGCUACUUUCACAUUUCAACGUCUUUAUGGUUUCUAUAUAUUACAGGUUUAUGUGCCUGCAUACAUAUCUGUAUUCAUAUCAUGGAUUUCGUUUUGUGUCGGGCCUAAUCUCCCAUCAAGAACAAUACUUGGUGUAAAUUCACUUCUUGCCUUAACGUUCCAAUUCGGAUCUGUUGUAAGCAAUUUACCUAAAACAAGUGACGUCAAAGCAAUUGAUGUCUGGAUUUUAAGUUCAAUGGCUUUCAUAUUUGCGUCAUUGAUAGAGCUUGCUGCAGUGGGAUAUAUGCGGCGGAGUGGAUCAGCUGUUGCAAUUAGAUGUAACUGUUCGAUAUUUUGCUUAGAAUGUCCGAUGUGGACAGCAAAUAAAUUAGAUAGGAUAUCAUUGGUAAUAUUUCCAGCUUUCUUUAUCGUGUUUAAUAUAUGGUAUUGGUUUUUCUUCCUUGGGUAA